UCAUAUCUGUGAAAAGAAAAAAUAUGAAUGCAUAUAUUUAACUUAAUUUACCCUCCACGCAUUAGUUCGAUAUUUGGAUAAGACAACAUCACUGCCUUGACUAAAGCAGACACAAUGGGGAACGGUAAUUAUAAGUAUAAACGACCUCGUUCACAUAUUCGGCUUCUUCCCAGAGAGCCAUUACAAGAAAAGUUUAAUAUUCCAGAAGUUGAAAAUGGUUAUCCGGUGCCAAAGAACGCAUCUACACCAAAGAAAGAUAUUUACAACCCUAAAGACAAUAGGGAUAUCUACUUUCAUGCUUUAAAUGCGCCUAAAGAUAUAGAGAACUCCUGGGAUGACCUCGUGCAUUAUUUAACCUCUAUAUAUCGUACUGACAUGAUGAAAGUCCGAUCCAUCUUUUCCUGGCUAGGCGUGCAGGAAAUAGAAAGCGAGAACUACUUUUUUGUGCCAACACCAAACAACAUUGAUGAAAUAACUCCGCGGGGUUACAAAAAGAUCAUUCAGGACAGAGAAGGGUCAUAUGCAACCUUGUUUGCCCUCUUAUGCAGGAAAGCCGGUAUAAGGUGUGCAAUCAUCAACGGUUUAUCUAAGGGUUUUGGAUAUGAUGUUGGUGAAACGGACGUAUCUCACUUGAGGGAUAGGUGGAAUGCUGUGUACAUUGACGGCUGGCGUUUGAUACACCCGUUAUGGGCUUUCAAAAAUAUCAUUAGCUUUAAACGAGGGAAAUGGGGACCUGAGAAUGAACUUGAUAAGGUCAAAGUUGAGGAUAUUGAUGACGAGCAAGAAAAAGUCGUUCAGCACGAUUUUAACGAGUAUUAUUUUAUGGUUGAUCCACUGGAACUGAUAAAUGUAUGUUUGCCUGAUGAUGAAAGAUGGCAGAUGAUCACACCAAAGAUUUCGAAAGAUAAAUGGAUAAACAUUCCUUUUCUGAUGAAGAGGUACCACAUGGAAAAAUUUAAAAUCACAAGUGAGUUUAAGUCGACAAUUAAGUCAAAACAUGGCGUAUGUGGGCUCGUAAUUCACGCGCCAUCAAACAAAGAUAGGGACUACCAAUUAGCAUAUGAUCUUUUCUUUAAUUAUGCUGAACAAAAGGUUGAGCUGGAUGAUCCCAUUCAUUUGAACAGGUACGUGAUGUUGGCGAGAGAUAGUUCCAAAAAUAACUGGUCAUUGGAGGCAAGAAUGCCUGUUGCCGGAGUUUACAGAAUCACUGUCUAUGGUGGACCAAGUAUGAACUCAAAGCUGCCAUGGAUCUGCGAUGUUGCAGUUAAAUGUAACAAAACAUACAAGAAAAUAAAGCCGUAUCCAGACUGUCCUAAACUUGGUUUUGGUCCAGUGUAUAUGACAGAAAGAGCGGGACUCACUCAACCAUCUCACCCGAACGGAAUGCUUUUUGUAAAGCCAAGGUCGACCUACCAUAUCACCUUCAAACUUAAACAAUCAAUUAAAGAGAAAGCCAGAAUAAUCGGAGAAGGCGUAAAGGACAGUGAAAUGGAGAAAUGGGUCACAACAACCAUAAAUAACCAGUCGUCCUUAAGUAUUUUAGAUGUAGUUGUACAAUUAUUACACGAGGGAGAAUACGCGUUGAAGAUUUUCUCCAAACCAGCCAUUGAAAGAUCGAAAUCGACAUGGGAGAAUGUUUGCAACUAUUAUUUGAGUACUGAUCCACCUAGGGCAAAUGGAGUUGAAAUAAAAGAUAAAGGAUUUAAGACUGCAAAGGAAAUAAACGCACGGAAAGCUUUGCAAGAGGCCAGUAAAGGAAAGGACUUGCACGAACUGAAAGCAGCAGUGGCUGGGUUCGAGGAGGCAGGACUUUAUGAGGAGGACGGUUCAUUCGGUAAAGCCUCGGUAAAAAUGGAGUAUUUAGAGUUAGCAAAAGCUUUGAAAGAUGCUAUCAAUCGUCGAAACUUUGACCUUUUGACUAAAGCUAUAGACCAAGCAGAGCUAUCGGACCACGCCAUUAAGCUCGGUAACCUUAUAGAACAAGCCAAGGCUGAGCGAGAAAAGUUAGGACCAUUCAACAAGUACAUGCAUGAUGUGUUAGAAAUGAAACAAUCAACUAUUUCUGAACUGACAAGCUAUUCCUAUCCUACAGGGGUUAUAUUUGACAUUCUGAAAGCAACUUUGAUUCUAUUAGGAGAAAGUCCUCUAGAUAUACAGACAUGGGAGGCAACAAAAGCUAUAUUCAAACGCACCGGAAGUGGAAGUAUUAUGCGCAGAGUGCGGGCAUUUGAUGUGAGUAAGGUUUCAAACGAUAAAAUGAUAGAAGUUGGUUCUAUUAUCUCAAAAUAUGACGAUGACAGCGCACGAGCAGCGAGUGCCGGAGCCGGAACUUUCUAUAAAUGGAUUGACAGUGUUGUAAACGAAAGGACUGGUGGCGGAAGUGGGCUUCCGGAAAGUAUAGAAUAUGAAAGCACAUAAACUAGUCAAAUAGUUUUUGCAUUAUAACUUAUCAUGGCAAACAAAUAUUUCAUAUCGAAAUAUUUUUUACUGAUAAAUGGAUUGACGUUUAAAAAGAUUGGUUACGUGAUUGAUUGAUUGAUUGAUUGAUUGAUUGAUUAAUUGAUUGAUUGAUUGAACAAUUAUCUUUAAAAGGUUACAUAUAGUAUAGAACUAUUUGCUGGCUCUGGGGCAUAUUCAAAUAGAGGCUACGGCAGACUUAUUCCAAGUUUUUGUGUUAAUUGUUGACUAACCAAAACAAAGAUAAUAUACAGUGGAACAUGCUCGCAUAAUUAUGAGAUCAGACUCAGCUUUUGUUUUGUUUUUUCUGAAUACAUACAUUUUGAUAUAUCUGCUUCAGUAUUUGAUCUAAAAAAACAUCAGUCCAUGAAAUUAUAGUUUUUGCAUUUUUAUACGUUUUCACGUAUGCGCAUGAUAGAGUAUCUCACCAAUGAACUUUAAAAAUAUACUAUGCUCAAAUUUGAUAUGUGAAAAUAUUAUUAAUUGCUACACAGUCUUUUUGUAAAUAUAAAAUAAACAUAUUUUGAAUUCACACAAAGUAGUAAUGGUAUGCUUUAAAUCACACACACUA
Messenger RNA from Ruditapes philippinarum (Manila clam), 3028 nucleotides. RefSeq names its product hillarin-like. The coding region runs from base 115 to 2418 and encodes 767 amino acids. The transcript is spliced from 9 exons. Lineage: Eukaryota; Metazoa; Mollusca; Bivalvia; Venerida; Veneridae. The record is from RefSeq and is a predicted model, not a curated record.